UGUCGCCCCUUGUGGUUUUUCACCUUCUCUAAUUGUCUAAAUGUUUCGUUUCUUGACCACACCACUUUACACCGUUUAAUUCCCUCGUUUCUUCAUAUACCAACACUUGUAUUGCUAGCUGGGUAUGAUUCUUCUUCUUCUUGAUCUUCUUCAUUUGCCCCUUCUUUCCUUCUAUUUCCCUUCUCUGCUUCUCUUCUUUUGGCUACUUACAUUAUUUUAUUGGAUCUGCAUUUGGCUACGAAAGCGGGCGGGAUCUCGGCUGCACCGCAGAUCGGUUGGCUUCGGUCUGUUCUUUAUGUUUCAAGCUGCCCAUUUGCAUAUGUGAUGCCAUUCGACGGAACUUGAUCCAGAGCACACA
Messenger RNA from Aspergillus brunneoviolaceus CBS 621.78, 358 nucleotides. RefSeq lists its product as uncharacterized. The record is from RefSeq and is a predicted model, not a curated record. Lineage: Eukaryota; Fungi; Ascomycota; Eurotiomycetes; Eurotiales; Aspergillaceae. Bases 125 to 325 code for a protein of 66 amino acids. The transcript has a single exon.